Messenger RNA from Armigeres subalbatus, 1455 nucleotides. RefSeq lists its product as uncharacterized. Lineage: Eukaryota; Metazoa; Arthropoda; Insecta; Diptera; Culicidae. Bases 71 to 1399 code for a protein of 442 amino acids. The transcript is spliced from 5 exons. The record is from RefSeq and is a predicted model, not a curated record.
UCAUGACCGGUGAAAAGUUUGUCUCUGAUUGUAAAUAUUCGCGUACAUCAUUAAACUUUUAUAAAUAACAAUGACGAGAAGUGCUAACUCUACUAAAUUAGUAAAAGUUAUAAUGUGCUGUGGCAGAAAAUUGGCCGUGUCCAGUAAUGUGUAUCGGGCAAUGUCGAUGACGAUGUCACGAUACAAAAGAAAAAGACAGCUGCAUAUACGAAACAUAAUGAACCUGCAAAAUAAAUCCGUUGCGCUUCUGCAUCUGAUCAAGCGAAGCUCCCGGCACCGUACGAUUUGGACAAGGAUACGUUCCGGUAAAUUUUUUGAAGAAGAUGCUGAAAAAAAUGGAGAGAAGUUCUUUAAAGAGAAUUUCAGGAUGAACCGAAAGUGUUUUGACACAUUAUGUGGUAUGCUACGAGGAAUUGCAAAACAGGACACUAUACUGCGGAAGUGCAUUCCUCUGCAAAAAAGAGUGGGCAUUGCACUGUACGCAUUAGGAUCGUCAGCCGAAUAUCGCACCAUAUCAAAUUUAUUCGGAGUGGGCAAAUCAACAAUUUGCGAGAUUAUGCAGGAGUUCUGCACCGAAGUAUGGCGAGUUUUGCGGCCUAUUUAUAUGGAUUCAUUCCCGCUGCAGAAGAAUCAGAUUGAAGAGUGCCUCAAAGGAUUUGGACAAAUUGGCUUCCCGCAAUGCUAUGGCGCAAUUGAUGGAUGUCAUAUAGAAAUUCAGCCAAAGAAUGAUGAAGCUAUUGAUUACCACAACUACAAAGGGUGGUAUUCUAUGGUUCUGUUUGCGAGUGUUGACUACAGGUUUAGAUUCCAGUACAUUAGCGUGGGAAGCCCCGGGCGUUGCAAUGAUUCCAAAAUAUUCGAAAGUUCGAAGCUUAAAAGAGAGCUACAAAAUCCAAUUUUAAAGGAUUAUACUAAAAAAAUGUGUGGAAUUGAUGUUCCUGUUCUACUGAUUGGAGAUUCUGCUUUCCGUUUGUCAGAACUAGUUAUGAAGCCUUAUUCAUUCCAUGUAGAUGCCUCCGAUAAGGAAAAAACUUUCAACUAUACACUGUCAAAGGCCAGAAGGGUUGUAGAGAAUGCGUUUGGCCAUCUAAAGGCACGAUUUCGACGAAUUGGAAAAGGAUUGGAUAACAAGAUUGAUAAAGCAGCACUCGUUAUACAGUGCUGUUGUGUUUUGCAUAAUUUUCUCAACCAUAACAAUGAUACCAUAAAGAAGAAUUGGAUUCAACACAUGCAAGAAUAUGAACGUACACGACGGCAAAUACCGGACGAAAUUAAUACAAUCACGGAAUCAAAUUGCACUGCGAUAGCGAUUAGAGAGGCAAUUGCCAAUUAUUUAGCACUGAAAUCUAACAUCGAUACUCAGGAACCAUUGCGUGAACAUGAUGAGCAAGUUUUAUGAAAUAUUAAUAGCUUUUAAAUAUAAAAAAACGUGACAAGUAUAACUACUUUCAUUCC